Molecule: messenger RNA, 1518 nt
Organism: Peronospora belbahrii
Lineage: Eukaryota; Oomycota; Peronosporomycetes; Peronosporales; Peronosporaceae
Source: the annotation of a GenBank genome assembly
AUGGUCUUCUUACCACAAUUAGAGCGCGUUGUACAGCUACAACAGGAGCCAGAAAACCAAGGAAAGAACCUGAUACCCGUGUACCUGGAUGCUGUCGCUGACCUGGACACACCCGUGAGUGUGCUGCUCAAGCUGCGCGAGGGUCAGAAGCACUCUUUCUUGCUCGAGUCCGUGGCACCAGGCGAAAAGAUUGCACGAUACUCGUUCAUUGGUGCCGGGCCACUUAAGAUUGUGGCCACGGGCAUGGGACAAAGCUUUGAAGGUGAUCCGCUUGUACAUUUGGAAAAAGAGAUGCAGCAUUUUCGUGUCGUGACGCUGCCGGAGCUUAAUUUGCCCAUGACGGGCGGAGCUGUGGGCUACUGCAGCUUUGACGCCAUACGUCACUUUGAACCCAGGAUUGCGCCAUACAUAGAAGCCCAGAAGGACGUGCUGCAAGUGCCCGAGAGUGUCUAUAUGCUCUUCGACACGGUUGUAAUCUUUGACCAUGUGUACCACUCACUCAAGAUCGUGUCGCAUUGCCGUCUGGACACGGGAGAUCUUGUAGCUGCCUAUAAGGAAGCGACUGACAAGAUUUUGGCGGUUGACACUGCUCUAAAGAAGCCGCUCGUGCGCACGUCUAGUUUUGCGUAUACGAACGCGCCUACAGCGUCCAAGAUUGAUCUAGAAGCAGCUUCGAACAUUGGCAAGGCGGGAUACAUGGGUUUUGUGAAGAAACUCAAGAAGCACAUUGUCGACGGUGAUAUUUUCCAGGCAGUACCGUCGCAACGACUUGCCGUGGAUCUUCCAAAGGGCGUGACACCGUUGGACCUGUACCGUCAGAUGCGGGCCAUUAACCCGUCGCCGUACAUGUUUUACUUGGACAUAAGCGAUGACUUCCAGAUCGUGGGCGCAUCACCAGAAAUGCUGGUCAAGGUGGAUCACGACCGCGUCGUCGAGACACACCCAAUUGCUGGCACUCGUCAUCGUGGUGCCAAUGAGGCAGAAGACAAGUUGCUGGAGAAGGAGUUGCUUUGUGACGAGAAGGAGCGUGCCGAGCACAUUAUGCUGGUGGACUUGGGCCGCAACGAUGUUGGUCGGGUGGCCAAGCCGGGCUCUGUCCGGGUAGAGCGCCUCAUGCAAAUCGAGAAGUAUUCGCACGUGAUGCACAUUGUCUCCGUGGUCAAGGGUGAUUUGCGGGACGAUCGAACGGUAUACGACGCCUACCGUGCCAUGUUCCCUGCCGGUACCUUAUCUGGUGCCCCGAAAGUGCGUGCUAUGGAGCUGAUUUGCUCCCUGGAGACCGAGCGACGUGGUGUAUACUCUGGCUCUGUGGGGUACUUUAGCUUUUCUGGAUUUCUUGACACGGCUAUUGCCAUUCGUACAGUGGUGGUCAGGGAUGGCAAGGUCUACGCGCAGGCAGGUGGUGGCAUUGUAUACGACUCUGACCCACAAGACGAGUACAUGGAGACAUUGAACAAAUUGGGCUCGGCUAUCAAGACAUUGGAAAAAUGUGCCGCUCACGUGGCAUCAACAGUGUAA